Salarias fasciatus (jewelled blenny) is the source of this 2576-nucleotide messenger RNA. RefSeq names its product trimethylguanosine synthase 1 (gene tgs1). Gene Ontology annotation, cellular component: nucleus. The transcript is spliced from 15 exons. The record is from RefSeq and is a predicted model, not a curated record. Gene Ontology annotation, molecular function: RNA cap trimethylguanosine synthase activity. Bases 106 to 2394 code for a protein of 762 amino acids. Gene Ontology annotation, biological process: 7-methylguanosine cap hypermethylation. Lineage: Eukaryota; Metazoa; Chordata; Actinopteri; Blenniiformes; Blenniidae.
CGUCCAUGUGACGUUGUUGUGGUGUCGCCGGGUGAAUUCAAAGCGGGAGGCCUCUGUGUUCUCCCGGGGUCCGGCGGGGUUUUGUUUUCAGGGGACAGAGAGGACAUGAUGCUGGACCGGAGCAGGGUGACGGUGGUGGCGGACGUCGUCUUCAGCCGGAGACACGCGUCCUGCGAGGGGAGGGACACGGUCCAGUGCCGCUGCUCCAGAGCCUUCGUCCUCGAUCGAGAGCUGUAUCGCUCUGAUAACAGGCUGAUCUUCUCUGAUCUGGCAGAUGUCGACGUUCCAGACUCAGAUGAUGAAGAGGAGGAGGCAGAGGAUGAGGAGGAGGAGGAGGAGGAGGAGGAGUUGGAUGAAGAGGCUCAGUUGAUGGUCAGCAUGGGCCUGCCUCUGUCCUUUGCCAGCUCGUCUGGCCGGAGGAGAGCGGAGCGGAGGCCCAACUGGAAUCAUGAAGCACAUCUGGAAGAAUCAGCUGAAGAGGAGGAGGAAGGAGAGGAGGACGAACAGUUAGACGACACAGAGAAGGAAGUGGGUCAUCCACCUGCUGAUGAAGCAGGAGAGACAAAAGAUGAUGGCUGGGAAACUUACUGGGCUGGACAGGGAGAAGCUCUGCUGUGGAGCAGCUGGCUGCAGAAGCAUCCGGAGGCCGAGCCGCCGGCCGCUGAAGGCCCACAAGCAGCCGCCGCUCCCUGGGACGACCCGGACACCAAGGACGAGUGGGACGCACACGCUGCGGAGACCUACUACUCCUACUGGGAGCAGUACUCCUACUGGGCGGCUCAGGGCUGGAGCGCCGACCCGACUGAGGACCGACAGGCUGAGGAGCGGAGCGGGCGGGGGCAGGACGGCGUGGAGGCUUUAAAUGAGCGGAUGGAGCAGAGCUGCACACUGGAGGCCGGUCAGAGCCGUUCGACUGGCUCGGACGGACGUGUCUGUGGCUCUGAUCGUCCCUCAGAUGGAGGGAACGAUCGCAAGAGGUCUGCGCCCUCACAGCAAGGCACCGAGCAACAAGCAGAAUCCCAGCAGGCUGCAGGCGGCUCGGUGAGCGAAGCUCCACGCAGAAAAGACGAAGACGAUGACGAUGAUGAACCCCCCAGAGGAGAACAAGCCAAGGUGAAACGCAGUCAUGAGCUGGACGCGGAGGAGAAUCCUGGACUGACAGCGGAGGAUGCCUGGAGACGCCUGGGACUGAAGCGCAACCCUCAGCCUCUGUUCGACAGCUCCUUCACGUUUAAAGACGGCGCCGGCCCCAAACAGAAGAAGCAGCGCUGGGCUAAACGGUCGGGCGGCGGCAGCUUCAACAAACACACCAGGUUCUCCGAGGCGGGCGGAGACAGCGCUCAGCCGCAGACCAGCAGCUCUCUGGCUAAGGUCCAAAACUUCCUCAGAAAGGUUCAGGAGCAGACUCCGGCAGAGGUCAGAGGUCAAGGCACAGCAGAGGACAGAGAGGAGCGGCGGGCAGAGGCGAGGAGCGAGGAGGCGAAGGAGGCCGAGGAGCGGCCUGCAGAAGACGACAGGACGGAGUUCAGUCCGCUCGGGGCCUCCUGCAGCUCCGCCACCGGCCCCGGGUGGGUUUACAACGAGGAAGAGGAGGAGAGAGACGAAGAACAGCAGGGCCGACAGCUGCAGUGUCUGCAGAUCCCAGACUUCCUCCUGCCUGACGCUCCUGAAGAGGCGAGUGCAAAAGGCAAAAAGAAGAAGAAGAAGAAGCAGAAUAAGCGCAGGAAGCCGCCCGUCCCCGCAGAGAUGGCGGCUGAACCGGAUCUGGCCAAAUACUGGGCUCAGCGCUACAGACUCUUCUCACGCUUCGACGAGGGAAUCCGGCUGGACCGAGAGGGCUGGUUCUCGGUGACGCCGGAGAGGAUCGCCGAGCACAUCGCGCUGAAGGUGGCGGACAGCUUCCCGGACUCGCAGCUGAUCAUCGACGCUUUCUGCGGCGUGGGAGGGAACGCCAUCCAGUUCGCCCUCACCGGGAGGAGAGUCCUCGCCAUCGACAUCGACGGGGCGCGUCUGGACAUGGCGAGGCACAACGCCGCCGUCUACAACGUGGCCGAGCAGAUCGACUUCCUGCAGGGGGACUUCCUGCAGCUGGCGCCUCGUCUCCGCGGCGACGUGGUCUUCCUGUCUCCGCCGUGGGGGGGGCCGGACUACCUCACUGCCGAGGUGUUCAACAUCCAGACCAUGAUGGAGCCGGACGGCUUCCAGAUUUUCCAGCUGGCCAAACUGAUCUCAGACAACAUCGUGUACUUCCUGCCUCGCAACGCGGACAUGGACCAGAUCGCCUCUCUGGCCGGAGCCGGAGGGAAGGUGGAGGUGGAGCAGAACAUCCUCAACAACAAGCUGAAGACGGUGACGGCGUAUUUUGGCAGCUUGAUAAAGACGGACGACUCGUGAGAGACGUAGAACGCGACGUUCUGCACAGAACUGCUGCUGCUGGACGUCUGUUUUUAAUCAGACCGGCUUCUUAUCUCCUGACUGCCUCUGUUUCUGUCAUUUUCUGUGUAAAUACUCACUUUAGUUUUAUAUUUUAUCCUUUUAAUGCAACAUUGGUUCCCAAUAAAUGUUUCACAAGUUGU